Lactuca virosa is the source of this 2268-nucleotide messenger RNA. Lineage: Eukaryota; Viridiplantae; Streptophyta; Magnoliopsida; Asterales; Asteraceae. The record is from the annotation of a GenBank genome assembly.
UAAGAGAGAAGGGGGCUGAGGUGGGAAAACAAAGGGAAAAUUACCAAAAAAAAUCUGUCAAGAAAUUACUUCUUUAAUCGAAUGGAAGCCUGUUAAUCACAGAGAAUCAACUAAUCAGAGGAGACAAAAGGGUCUCCUUUGUUAUCAGCUUACCCUUGACUGUCUGUGUGUUGUUUUCCAGAUAAUCAAGGAAGAAAGCUUUCGGUUUUCAUGGGUGGAUUUGACGAUCAUGGUGGGAUAAUUGGCGAUUGGAUGCCUCCGAGCCCUAGCCCUAGAUCUUUUUUUGCUGCUAUGUUGGGGGAUGAUCCUGGUUCAAGAUCAGUACCCGACCCUCCAAAACAUGAUACCAAUAACGACACCGGGUUCACUUUCCCUGGACCAAAUCCCCAAAUCGGGUCUGAAAAUGGUGAUGCGACAAAAUCAAGUGAAUUUGGUGAUCAAAAAACGAACUCAAGGGCACCUCUUGUUGAAAGAAUGGCAGCUAGAGCUGGUCAUAAUGCUCCUAGGUUGAAUACAGAGAUUAUAAAAUCUUCUGAUAAUUCACAAACUCAACAAUCUCCAUAUUUAUUUUCACCUGGUGUUAGCCCAACUUCAUUUCUGGAAUCACCUGUUUUCCUUUCCAACUCAUUGGUUCAACCAUCUCCAACUACUGGAAAGUUCCAAUUUGUUCCAAAUGAUUCAGCUCCUGUAUCUCGUGAUCAUGUGAAUCCAGCCUUCAUGUCUACACAAUCUUUUCAACAUAAUGAAAGUCUAGUUCAAUCUGAAAGACAAUUCCCACCACAAAAGAUUGAACCAACACAAAAUGAAACAUCUUCACUCCAUAUUCGUUCAGGCUUUCUUAAUGGCAAUUCUGAAAGAUCUCAAGAACAUCAUGAAGAUGAUGCAUCAGAUCAAAGAAUAAAUGGAGAUAUUGGCAAUAAUUCCAACAGUGCCUCAUCCGAAGAUGGAUAUAGUUGGAGGAAAUAUGGACAGAAACAAGUGAAGGGAAGUGAGUAUCCAAGAAGCUAUUACAAAUGCACUCAUUUAAAUUGUCCUGUUAAAAAGAAAGUUGAAAGGUCCCACGAGGGUCAUAUAACUGAAAUUAUUUACAAAGGGGCCCACAAUCAUCCCAAACUCGGGCCCACUAAAAGAUCUGGAGUUGGAUCUUCAAACAUGUUAAGUGAGAUGCAAGGUGAUGGAAAUGAGCAAGGUGGGAAUGGUGGUCAGUGGGGGCAGGAAGGUAAUUAUGAGGUGACAUCUUCUGGGAUGGCUAUGCAGGGGCAAAACGGUCAUUUUGAAUCUAGUGAUGCUGUGGAUGGGUCGUCUACAUUUUCAAAUGAUGAGGAAGAUGACCGUGCGACACAUGGCAGCGUGUCACUUGGUUAUGAUGGUGAAGGAGAUGAAUCCGAGUCUAAAAGAAGAAAAGUUGAAGCAUAUGCAGCUGAUGUAAGUGGGGCCACCCGGGCCAUAAGGGAGCCGAGGGUAGUUGUGCAAACAACCAGUGAAGUGGACAUUCUUGAUGAUGGAUACCGCUGGCGUAAAUAUGGACAAAAAGUUGUCAAAGGAAACCCGAAUCCCAGGAGUUACUACAAGUGUACAAGCACAGGGUGCACAGUGAGGAAACAUGUGGAAAGGGCUUCACAUGAUUUAAAAUCAGUUAUAACAACCUACGAAGGGAAACACAACCAUGACGUGCCAGCUGCACGUAACAGCAGUCAUGCUAAUAAUAAUAACAACAACACCAUGACUCCAGAAGCCCUAUCGAUGCCUGAGCCAUCUCGUAUGCAAACCGCCAUGGCCCGCUUCGAUAGGGCUCAGGCUCAGGUAAACCAUCAUUAUGGUUUACCUGGUGGUGGUCAUGGUCAGAUGGGUGGUCCCACUGGGAGUGGGACCGCCCAUGGAUACAACGGGUAUCCAAUGAGCCAACAAGGACCGGGUGGGUUGGCUCAUAUGGGUCUCAGUCUGGCUAACCAUCACCAUAGCCAUGGGAAAAUGCCUGUUCUUCCUGUUCAUCAUUAUUUAGGUCAGCCACAGCCAUUGAUGUUGCCAAAAGGUGAACCGAAGGUGGAGCCCAUGUCGGACCCUGGUGCACCCAUUUACCAUCAGAUGAUGAACCGGUUGCCACUUGGGCCUCAGAUGUGAAAAUUGGAAUUCGAUCAAAAUUUGGGUUUUUUUUUUUGGGGAAAGAGUUGAAGAAAAUGGGCUUCAUGUUACAUCAUCAUCUUUUGUAGGGGUUUUCUUGUUUUUAAGUACUUAUUUCAAGAUUCUGAAACUACAUUGGGAGAAGGU